UACAAGCAAGCCUUCCAAGUCGUAUAUUUAGGGCGACGCGCAAGCGCGAUCCGAUUAAAACUCCGCUGAAGACUUGUAGUUUAAGCUUCUCCGAAUUCUCUGUCUCGUGUGUCGCGUUUCCAACAGAUCUCGUGUAACUGCAAACAAUAAUACCUCCCGUCUAUUAAAUUUUUAUGUUUAAAAACACCAAAGUGCACGAAUUAAAAAUUUCAACGUUUAUAACGUAAAAAUCAUGCCGAGAUAAGCCGGAUGGUGACAUUUAAGAGCAAAAAUAAAGGUGACCUCUCGAAAUAAAAUAGUAAUAAAGACCGGAAAAUAAAGAUUUAAACGACUGAUUUAUCGGGGAGAGAAAAUAGACCGUGUAUACGCGAAGGAAACUACCUAAAGUUAAACGUCUUGAUUUUGAUCGAACGUCAAAAGAAGCAGCACCAUGGAUCUCGGUGGUGUGGACGUUUGGGGUCAGAUUGCCCUGGAAACGUCUCAGAUGUACGUUUCUGAGGGUGGUGCCGCUAAAAGCCGUACUACGAUCGAAAAGCUGCCGGACAAAGUUCUUCUAAACGUGUUUUGCUACCUCUCGCACCGCGAGAUAUGCAGGGUGGCUCGCGUUUGCAAACGCUGGCGACAAAUCGCGUACGACACGCGUCUGUGGAAGCACGUGUCCCUAAGACCAGAAGUAAGCGGGCUUCACGUGAGCUCCCUGGAAAAUUUGUUACACUUAAUCAGCGUACGUUUUGGACCUUCGUUGAGAUACAUCGAAUUACCGAUCGAACUGAUCACUCAUACGGUUCUUCACGAAUUAGCCAAUAAGUGUCCAAAUUUAACGCACAUGUUAUUGGACUUUUCGACCGCGAUGCAACUGCACGACUUCUCCGAGAUGCAAGCGUUUCCUACGAAGUUGAAAUACAUGUGCAUUUGCUUGUCGGAAGUAAUAUUUAUGGAAGGAUUCAUGCGUAAGAUUUACAACUUCAUUAAUGGACUGGAGAUACUUCAUUUAAUCGGGACAUAUGAAAAGGUCGAAGAGGAAGAAGAGGAAAUUUACGAAGUGAUCAACGUGCACAAGUUGAAAUCGGCGACGCCGAAUUUAAGGGUGAUCAAUUUGUACGGGAUCAACUUCGUAGAUGAUUCGCAUAUCGACGCUUUUUCCUCUAAUUGCAUCCAAUUAGAAUGCUUAGCCGUGAAUUUCUGUGCCAAAGUGACCGGUUCGACUAUGAAGACCCUCUUCCAAAGGAGCAGAAGAUUGACGUGCCUUCUUAUGCAAGGAACAAAUCUGCAGAGUGAGUACGUAAUGCAAGUUGAGUGGGAGAAAUCGAGUAUCCAGGAGCUCGACAUUACCGCUACCGAUCUGUCGACGGAAUGCCUGAUCGACAUGCUGACCAGAAUCCCUGGAUUACGCUUCCUGAGCGCCGGACAACUGAACAGCUUCAAUGAUAAUGUCCUGAAGGCCUGGGCCGAGCUUGGGAAUACGCGGAACCUGAUAGCCCUGGAUCUGGAUAGCUCCGACAAUCUGAGCGACGACGCCCUGCACAAGUUCCUGUCGAGGCACGGCCAUCAGCUGUACGGCCUCGCGCUGUCAGGCAUGCCGCAUAUCACUGACCAACUUUGGCAAAGCGUGCUGCCAAUUCUCACCAACGCAAGAAUACUUGUGAUGGGCACUCAAGAGAGGCUGGGCGUCAACAUUCACGUGGAUCAAUUGAUGGAUGGAAUCGCCAACAAUUGUCCCAAUUUGGAGCGUCUGGAGUUGCGGUGGGACCCGGAAAACUUGCGAUUCUCGGACAAGAGUCAGAAAGCCAUCGAUGUUCUACGUGUGAAGUGUAUCAAGAUGAAAUGUUUGAGUCUAAGUGACGGAAGGUACUAUGAAAUCGUCAAAGCGAAUUUCGAGCGAGCUGACAGGCUUACGGUCGUAAGAACGAUCACUUGUUGUAGAGUUUCGAAUUACUACCUCUUGCAAAAUUAUAAAGAUCUGAUUUUUAAUUGA
Messenger RNA from Temnothorax curvispinosus, 1975 nucleotides. RefSeq lists its product as uncharacterized. Bases 431 to 1975 code for a protein of 514 amino acids. Gene Ontology annotation, cellular component: SCF ubiquitin ligase complex. NCBI's taxonomy places the organism in Eukaryota, Metazoa, Arthropoda, Insecta, Hymenoptera, Formicidae. The transcript is spliced from 7 exons. Gene Ontology annotation, molecular function: protein binding. Gene Ontology annotation, biological process: SCF-dependent proteasomal ubiquitin-dependent protein catabolic process; positive regulation of protein ubiquitination. The record is from RefSeq and is a predicted model, not a curated record.